AUGAAUGGCGCCAAGGAGCUCAUCCUCUGGGCACACGAAUAUAGCACAUCGCCCUCAGAUGCCAUCUUCAAUUUCGACCUGCUGCCAGGUUUUGAUCCAGAGACCUGUGUUCUCAAGAUAGGCUCUGCCAUCAAUAGUACUGGCUCACCAAAACUGCGUCCGAGGCAUGCGGCUCCACAAGCAAAGACGGUGGUCGUGUCACCUGUCCCUACUAGUGCUGAAAUCAAGCGCAAGACGCCCAAUCUGCAAAUUUCACUGUUGGGCGGUCUAACGACUGCUAUUGGAAUCAAUCCUCGGUCCGUUGUCAGUGUCUCCAUUGCAAGAAAGGUAGAUCAUGCCGCCAACUACAUGGUCCUCUACUUUAAGGACCAGUACAUUUCCCGAUCAGACAUGUGGCGGGCGGCCUGCAAUCUUGUCGGAGACUGCAUCCAUGUCGGCAAACGCAUUACCUUUACCGGUGGCAUUCGUGCAGAAGUGCGGGAGAUUUGGCAAAAGAAUAAGAAGGUCUUCUCCGCCUAUGUGAGCGCCUCUACGAAGCCCGUCUUUCGUUCAGAGAGUGCUCGCUACCUCAUCUUCAUUCAGAUGUCUAAGGAGAUGUGGGAUUUCGAGGAGGAUGGUGAGUUGUUCUACAACAAGGCCGUCGAUGGCUUCCUCCCUGAACUCUUCAAACGCUGGAAAUCCAUCAAUGCACACCAUUUGGUGAGCAUUAUCUUAUUCACGCGCGUGACAUACAAAGGCGUCGCGGGGCCAUUUUGUCUCGUCCCAGGAAUCGAAGAUAGGCGUCGAUCAAGCACAGGCAGCUCGUCAGAUGUCGGUCUUUACAAUGACUUUUACAAAGUUGUGGUCGACAACGUCUCUAGCAAUAAUUGGGAAUCCACCCUCACAGAACUGAAGCGCGAGCUGCACGGAUUCCAGCGAGAUGUCAUGCUGCAAAAGAUGCGUGGCCCGAGUAGCGACGGUGGCGACAUUAUCUCUGGUAGUCUGACGAAUGCUAUGGAGGGCAACUUGCUCGAAGCAAUCAACCUAGCAGCGCAUCAAUUUCACCGGGAUUAUAUUGACCGAGAUUUGCUGAGAACUGGCACCAGCAUGAUCUUUGUGACGCCUGGUAGCGGGCAAUUCCAGGUGGACCUCAACCUCCUCAAGCUCACCAGCGAGUGCCUGCUUGGCAAUGGAAUUGGCAUCGACAUCGUUUGUUUGAGUAAACGACCGCUGCAUGUCACACCCUUAUUUCGCUACCGCAAGACAAGAAAUUCUGAUCGCGACGAGAAUGGAGUGGAUCCACUGCAGGAUUUCGAAUUCAUCUUGCCGUACAUCUGUGAGAUGAGUUUCUACGGUGAUUCAGCCUCCUUGGACUCUGCAGCAGCAGACACAAAGUUUCAGUCGCGCUGCAAAAUGCAGGAAGUUAAGAGUAUGGGCAUGUUGCAAACAGGCUACAGCAGUAUCUCCAUACAGCCACUUCUCGAAGAGCCAAUCUUUCAACUUGCCCAACCCACGGCUGUUGCUGGUCUGAGUGAACGCGAGAGAAAUCUCUACGACGAACUACAAUUUGUUUCGCUCGAUAAACGGAAGGAAUUGCUUGAAGAGUAUCAGAAGGACGUUGCAGAUGAUUCACCCCGAACAGCCGAACAAACAGGUGAAGCCCUUCUUGGAACCAGCGUACCCUCACCGGUCGGUCAAAGUUUCAAGGGUCUCUACGAGCUUUCAAGAGGCUUCCAGGCGGCACCCAAACAACGAUACACUGGACCAUCGCCAGUUUCAAGUCCAGGGUCCUCCUUCUCACGAUGGAAUUCGCACGAGACCAGUCCCAGGCAGCUCACCGAUCGUGCUUCCGCUGUACAAUCACCUGAACGACCCAUACUCAAGAGACCUGUGCACAACAAGUCACUCAUGGCAAGACCUCCGCUUGUCCGGCAAUUCUCAAGCAAGACGCGUAUGCCGCCUGGUAUGCUCUCGUUGAAAGCACAACCUAGUAUUGGGUCGAUGUCAAGUGCUGUCGCUGCUGCUGCAGGCGUGACGGUCGAUCAUUCUCCUGGUCCGUUGGUCACAAAGGGCUUUUCACCCAUGCUCAAGAGCGCUCCUCAGAUGCCAAUUCUCAUUUCAUCGCCUGCACGAGAACUCUUUGGCGAGGCUCAUGCGAUUCCAAUACAAACAAUCAAGGAACGCCGACAAUCCUCGGUGUCCUCUGUGGUGCGACCUUCUUUUGGUGGGAAGAAAUUAUUGGCUCCCUUGAACUUGGUUGACAAACAAGCGCAAAGCGUAUCUCGGUCACUUCAAUCCUCUUCCAGACGUCGUUCAGCUGCAAAGAUGCAGAUGUCAGCUUCGGCUCGCGCGCCAAUGGACGACUCGCACAACCAAGAAGCUGUUCCCUGGCAUGUCCUGGUGAAUCCUUGCUACCCUGCCAAGAACCCGGAUACGUGGAAUGCACGAUCAUGGCGAUGGGCACACAUCUCCAGUCGAGCCAGACGUGUGGGUGGUAUAAAUUGGGAAUCCCUCUGUGCGCCGGCUGCUCUACCUCUCUCGACCAGUGCGCCAGUGGACCUCAAGGAGCUUGAAACGACCAAGUAUUCCGAAAAUUCAUACAGCAUCUACGUCAAUCCGGAUGAACACCCGCUGACACAAAGUCAGUUGCUUCAGGAGAUGGUCAGUCUGCGACUGGGUCAAGGCUUCCAACUCGCUAAAGUCUCCCAUGACAAGGCACUGCGCAUGCUCUCGAGCAACACUGUCACAACUAACGAGCUGCGUACGGGUCCACUGGGCGAUCUAGGUGGCACCAUCUACGUCACGCAUGGCGAGAUGGAGAUUCAUCGGUUGACUCCAGACGCGUCUGGGCAUUUGAUUGAAGUCACGCGCUACGUUCGACAACGAGAAAACAUCAAAGCCAUCCACUACAAAAGUCUCAUUUGGCAACUCGCGCAGGAUGAAGGCUACGAUGAGAGUCAUGUCACUUUCAGGCCAGUGAUAUGGAAUCACAAUUGGAGUUAUGUGGAUCAAGUCAUUUCUGGUGCUGAAAAGAAGUUAUCUGAUUCAGUGCGCUAUUGGCGAGCACGUCUCUUGUUCUUGCCAAGUGACAUUGCUCGUGAUAAGCGUCCAUUGCCGCCCAUCGCUGGCGGAUCUGAGCAGUUCACUGAUGAAGAAGUUCGUGUUGCUGGAAUUGCCAAGAUUUGCGAACUUAUUGAGCGGGCAGUGUAUGUAACGCCAGCUGAGCAAAAACGGCAAGCCAAACAUCCUGGGACGGGAGGCAAAUCUCAGCUGGGCGUCACAUUCACGACAUUGAGUCAUGCGGAGUACGUCGCUUUGGAAGCAAAACAACAAACUAUUGCGGAAGAGCCUCCAAAAUUACCUGCGUCGUCCAAGACUUUGCAAUCUAGCGAAAUUUCGUUGCAUGAUCUCUCGAGUGAGCUUCAGAGCAAUAGAGGUGUCGCCUUCAAGGAUAGGCUGUGGCAUUGGAGAUGGCACGAGAACAGCUUUGUGGGCAGUGAACUUGUCAGCUGGCUACUUGACCGGACAGAGCUGACCUCGCGUGAGGAGGCACGGCAAUUUGCUGAGACCCUCAUGGAUCGUGGACUGUUUGAACAUGUUCAGAAAAAGCAUAGUCUGCUGGAUGGCUUCUAUUUAUACCGUUUGAAGCCAGAAUAUAGCUCCAAGACGCAAAAGACGUGGUUCGGCACGCGCAAAGUGACUCCGAGUGUUGGCAUGAGCUCACGCGCGCGAGCAUCCAGCAAUGUCUCGUCAUCGGCAGCGGCAUCGCCGGUACUUCGUCCCCAUGACGCCCAGCAUCAAUUUGAAUUGUCCAGAUGGUUGCGAAUCGAUGUCGACCCACACAGAAAGUCUUACAGGCCUGAGUUUGCAAGUUUGCACUGUGAUGCGCUUUACAGUCCGGAGAAUGCCUUCCAUGUUCGGCUCGAGUGGAUUGCCAUUACAGCAAAGCUUGUUGAAGAAUUGGUGCAGCAAUGGUCUCGGACUGCCGAAAAAUAUGGUCUUACGCUGAUUGAGGCGCCUGUGGAUGAGGCUUCGGCUGUGACGAGAUCCAAUCCAUUCAGAGCUCCACUGGUCAUCAAGUUGGCGGAGGAACCGCCUAGACACAAUGAUGCCGUCAACGAACCAGCUAUUCACACACCCAAGCCACAGUUGCCACCAACUCCGCUGCUUGUGCCAGGUUUGAGUCAAGAGAGCUCGCAAAGCGACAGUACUGUGAUGCCAGAUGUACCCUCUCUGUGCGCAGAGCGGGAAGUCUGGCUUGAACGUAUUCUAAGACAUUGGGGCUUUGUGCUCGACCAAGAAGCUGCAUCCAAGUUCCCGCGGCAUCUUCAGGUAACAUACUCUUGGGGUCCUCCAGCAUUCAAGUAUACACAGUACAUUCACAAAUCAGGCAUGGCUUUGUGUCAAAUUUCGGAGGAUGGUUUCUUGUGGUUGACCAACAGGCUGUAUGUGUCUCGGGCCAAUACCUCUACAGGAGAACCACGAGGCGAUCGGGAAAAGUCUACUGGUUCUGCAAGUCACUCGACCCUGACCCAAUUGCCUGCUCCGACACGAGUCAGUAGUACCCUGUCGUCAUCAGAACCAGAUGCACUGCGCAAUGCAUUUCUCUUGUGGUGUCAGGACAAGGCCAAGCUACAAGCCUUCUACGAGGAGACGCUAGAAAGAUUAGCGAGUGAAGCUGCGCAGAAGGGCGCCACGGCUCAAGCUGCGACACAAGGCAGGACUAGCUCGACCUCAACAGACAAGGCGAAUGGUUCCAUCAUGUCGAGCAAGCGUGAUUCACCAACAAUCUCCGCCACGGAGAAGGCAGGGAGUGUCAAGAGUGUGAUAUUGUCGUGA
Molecule: messenger RNA, 4818 nt
Organism: Protomyces lactucae-debilis
Lineage: Eukaryota; Fungi; Ascomycota; Taphrinomycetes; Taphrinales; Protomycetaceae
Exons: 2
Coding region: 1-4818 (1605 amino acids)
Biological process (GO): positive regulation of autophagy; intracellular signal transduction; negative regulation of TORC1 signaling
Cellular component (GO): GATOR1 complex
Molecular function (GO): GTPase activator activity
Source: RefSeq, a predicted model, not a curated record